CGAUGCGAUCGGUCCUUGCCUCUGCCCAGGGCUCUCAGUGCGGGCGACAGCGCUUGCGAACAUGGCGUCCGAAGGGAUGAUUUUAACAAACCACGACCACCAAAUACGGGUGGGAGUCCUCACAGUGAGCGACAGCUGCUUCAGGAAUCUUGCAGAAGAUCGCAGUGGAAUCAACCUCAAAGACCUCGUACACGACCCCUCCCUGCUGGGGGGCACAGUUUCUGCCUACAAAAUAGUGCCAGAUGAGAUCGACGAGAUCAAGGAGACACUCAUGGACUGGUGUGAUGAGAAGGAGCUGAACCUCAUCCUGACCACCGGGGGCACUGGCUUCGCUCCACGUGACGUCACCCCAGAGGCCACUAAGGAGGUGAUUGAGCGGGAGGCACCUGGGAUGGCCCUGGCCAUGCUUAUGGGAUCCCUCAACGUCACGCCGCUGGGCAUGCUCUCCAGGCCUGUGUGCGGGAUCAGGGGGAAGACCCUCAUCAUCAACCUGCCUGGCAGUAAGAAGGGCUCGCAGGAAUGUUUCCAAUUUAUCCUGCCUGCACUGCCCCAUGCUAUUGACCUUCUGCGGGACGCCGUGGUCAAGGUGAAGGAGGUUCAGGAUGAGCUGGAGGACCUGCCUUCGCCACCUCCACCCCUGUCCCCACUGCCCGCCUCUGGGCCACACAAGCAGACUGAGGACAAGGGCGUCCAGUGCGAGGAGGAGGACGAGGACAAGAAGGACAGCGGCGUGGCCUCCACCGAAGACAGCUCCUCCUCACACAUCACCGCCGCUGCCAUCGCUGCCAAGAUUCCGGACUCCAUCAUUUCACGGGGUGUCCAGGUGCUUCCGCGGGACACAGCAUCUCUCAGCACCACCCCCUCCGAAUCACCCCGUGCUCAGGCCACCUCUCGCCUCUCCACUGCCUCCUGCCCCACGCCUAAAGUAAGCCGGCUCCCCUCCUGCUCAUCCUCCUGUAGUGUUUCCGAGGCCUCACGGAGAGAGUUCAGGGCUCAUCUGGAUGAGGUCAUCACGCUCAAGUCAAGGUACUCUACCUUGGACCAGCUGCACUGUAGGCUGGAGGGCCUUAAAGAUGAUCGCAGGAGCCAUAGGAUCUUCAGCUCGCGAGUUCAGUCAAGAUGCAGCAGCAAAGAAAAUAUCCUGCGAGCAAGUCACAGUGCGGUUGACAUCACCAAAGUUGCCCGAAGGCACCGCAUGUCCCCCUUCCCUCUCACCUCCAUGGACAAGGCCUUCAUCACUGUGCUGGAGAUGACCGCUGUUCUGGGUACGGAGAUCAUCAACUACAGAGAUGGGAUGGGGCGAGUCCUGGCGCAGGACGUCUAUGCCAAAGACAAUCUGCCUCCGUUCCCUGCCUCCGUUAAGGACGGUUAUGCUGUCAGAGCUGCUGACGGGCCAGGGGACCGCUUCAUCAUCGGGGAGUCGCAGGCCGGGGAGCAGCCGACACACACGGUGAUGCCUGGCCAGGUCAUGCGGGUCACCACGGGGGCUCCCAUCCCCUGCGGAGCCGAUGCCGUCGUCCAGGUGGAGGAUACCGAGCUGCUACGGGAAUCAGAAGAUGGCACGGAGGAGUUGGAGGUGCGGAUCCUGGUGCAGGCACGACCGGGUCAGGACAUCAGGCCCAUCGGUCACGACAUCAAGCGUGGCGAGUGCGUCCUGGCCAAGGGCACCCAUAUGGGCCCGUCCGAGAUCGGCCUGCUGGCCACCGUGGGCGUCACUGAGGUGGAGGUGCAGAAGUUCCCCGUGGUGGCGGUUAUGUCCACGGGAAACGAGCUGCUGAACCCCGAGGAUGACCUCCACCCAGGGAAGAUCCGCGACAGCAACCGUUCCACGCUACUGGCCACCAUCCAGGAGCACGGCUACCCCACCAUCAACCUGGGCAUCGUCGGAGACAACCCAGACGAUCUUCUUAAUGCCCUGAAUGAGGGUAUCAGUCGCGCUGACGUCAUCAUCACUUCAGGGGGCGUGUCUAUGGGGGAGAAAGACUACUUGAAGCAGGUCCUGGACAUCGAUCUCCAUGCGCAGAUCCACUUCGGACGCGUUUUCAUGAAGCCAGGGCUGCCCACCACAUUCGCCACCUUGGACAUGGAUGGCGCUCGCAAGCUCAUCUUUGCGCUGCCAGGAAACCCAGUGUCUGCUGUCGUGACAUGUAACCUCUUCGUCAUCCCUGCCCUGAGGAAGAUGCAAGGGAUUUUGGACCCUCGACCCACCAUCAUAAAAGCCAGGCUCUCCUGUGAUGUGAAACUGGACCCACGGCCCGAGUACCAUCGCUGCAUCCUGACCUGGCACCACCAGGAACCAUUGCCAUGGGCACAGAGCACAGGGAACCAGAUGAGCAGUCGACUGAUGAGCAUGCGCAGCGCCAACGGGCUCCUAAUGCUCCCUCCCAAAACAGAGCAAUAUGUGGAGCUGCACAAGGGCGAGGUGGUGGACGUCAUGGUGAUAGGGCGGCUAUGAUGUCAUCUUAAAGGGACAGAGCGACGAGAGAGGCAGAAGUGGAGGGAGGAAGCAAGGAAAGAGGGCUGGUUCAUGGUGCAUGUCCACAUAUCAUUGACUAUUCCGUAAUAUGCAACGGCACAGCUAGUUUUUAUUGAUUUGGAUAAUGUUGAUCAAGUAUAGUCGACAUCUUGAACACAUAAUAAAUGAUUACUUAUAAAGAUCAUAACAUUUCAAAGAAAGUAUAACUUUUGAAGUUAAAAAGAUCUUAAAAAGAUUUAUUCUGUAAUAUAAUUAUGAUUAUGAUUAUUAUUAUGAUUAUUAUUAUCAUGCUAGGACAACUCUGUUCUGUUUCAUUGCAAUUGCUUUGUGUGUUCAAUGCUAGACCAGUAUAGCAGUAGCAUUUUAAUAGAGAUUUGUAGGUGCCUGCGAGGAAAAAAAGCAAACGUCUUAUUUUCUCAUCUUUAAAGAAGACAUUUAUGAAAAAAAGACCAUGUAGGACGACUGCCGAUGCCCAAGAGUCCAUCCUACUUCCUUUCUUACGAGUGGGUUAGGUUCCACACCUAUGUUUCCCUUCUUAGUGUGCUCCAUAACCGCUCCACAAAAGGCUUUGCUUGUCGUUUAUCUCGUGAGUUGUGUUUAUGUGCACAGUGCCAAAUGCGUGUGGGGGGAGGGGAGGGCCGAGAGCAGGGGGUAGGGAGGUCAUGUGCCAGGAUUCCCAAACCCAGAAACCUCCCUAAAGUCACCUGACCAGGUACAGCGAUGCCCAUGGGGGCUUUUAUUUGAUCAAACAAGAAAAAAACAGCUUAUUUAAGUGCUGACAGCCUUUUUAAAUCAACUUACACGUGAAAUGUACAGAAAGAUAAUAUUGUACAGAUAUCUGUGACCAGCACUCCUAAAGAAAUUACACCACGAGGAGACAUUGAAAACUCUGUACUAUAACAUUUUCUGUAAUGAUACUGAAACUGAU
Messenger RNA from Brienomyrus brachyistius, 3404 nucleotides. It is a transcript of the gene gphnb, whose product is annotated as gephyrin b. The transcript is spliced from 25 exons. The coding region runs from base 62 to 2455 and encodes 797 amino acids. Gene Ontology annotation, cellular component: postsynaptic membrane; cytosol; cytoplasm. Gene Ontology annotation, molecular function: molybdopterin molybdotransferase activity. Lineage: Eukaryota; Metazoa; Chordata; Actinopteri; Osteoglossiformes; Mormyridae. The record is from RefSeq and is a predicted model, not a curated record. Gene Ontology annotation, biological process: postsynaptic neurotransmitter receptor diffusion trapping; establishment of synaptic specificity at neuromuscular junction; gamma-aminobutyric acid receptor clustering.